AUGAACAAUCGUAUCACGCGCUCCGUACUGGAGGACAACCACGAAAAGCUCAUCGAUCAGUACCAAGCAAACCUUGCAGAUGUGUCUGCUCUCCAAUCAACCUUGGACGAUGAGAUCCUGUCCCAUCUGGCCCAAGAAUUGGCACUCAGUGACGCAGACCACACAUGGGCGAAAGAAUGGAUCUCGGAUACAGCAACCAUUUUCCGUUUCUUACGGCACCACAGAUUCAUUCGUUCAUUUGCAUUGGAGGCCAUACACACGACACUCAUUUGGCGUCUAAACGCGUUGCGACUCUCCGCUCUCCCUUCUACACUGCUUCAUUGCCUUCCACCGCCGAUCUGCGAUCCACUUGGCCGUCCCCUCGUGUUUCUCCAGUUGUCAGAAUUGCUGACUUGCGAGCAAACAAUGAUGGAUAGGUUGUUGAUCUCCCUCGAACGCCUGCGCAUUCAUCUGCGCUCGCUCAAUACACACACUCUUGAUAAUGAGAAUGCAAACCGUGAAAUAAUCCUCCAAUGUGUUUUCCUCGUCGAUCUUGAAGGUCUAUCAAUCCAAUCGGCUAACCUUAAAAUUUUAACAUGGUUCAUGAAAGAAGUAGUUCCCCGAUACCCUGGAAUGCUUGGUGCAGUAUUCCUCCUCAAUUACUCUUGGACGUACGCAAUGACCUGGUCCGUUGCAAAGUGCCUACUUCCUAAUUCCGCAGCUGCCCGAGUCUUCUUUCCAUCCAGGGAGGAGCUUCUCCACUAUUGCUCUCCCUCAGCGCUCCCAUCUAACUAUGGCGGUGCACUCUCGCCACUCCACCUCAUUGAAGAUCCACUCAUUUCGGACGCCCAUAUGAAUGUGGAUGACGCUUCUCUCGCUUCACGUGAAUGGUGCAUGCCGGCGCCCAUCAUUGAGCUUCCUCUUCCUCUUCCUGAAACCUUACUCCGGCACCCUUCGUCCGUAUUCAUACCACCUCGAUCCUCCCUCAACCCUUUUUUCGGCUAUCCUACACUCGCUUCCCGUUCAAGACCGCACACGCACAUGGUGCAUCAAGGUCGCCGGCGGAAACGUGAUCUACUCUUGACCCUCUCGGUGCUCUUGUGGCGAAGAUGGAGAAGACGGGGCACACGCAUCGUCUUACUGUUACUGCUUAUCGCAGCCUGUCUCACACGGAAAAGAGUCGGGAGAGCAGCACGAUGGAUACUGGCGGUAUCAAUACCAAUAUCAAUACCUGGCAGCACCCUGCCACGCAUAACUUGGCCUGUAUGAUGAAAUCGAUGAACCGGUAUAUCAUUUCGGCGGUGCUGAGAAGCCACGCAGCCAAGAAGUGCCGAGGCGUUUACAUAACCAUAACCUUGCCUUGUGAUCUGCACACCUAGUCUGCAUGUAAACAUUAUUGAUUAAUCAAUCGUGAUUCUCGACUAGGCGGAAUGACACGUUCGCUUCUCCGGCGUGUAGCCCAGUCCUGGUUACUUUCGUGAACAUUUCUGGCAAAGGCCAGGAUGUCCGCAAGA
Suillus clintonianus is the source of this 1493-nucleotide messenger RNA. RefSeq names its product CRAL-TRIO domain-containing protein. Bases 1 to 1248 code for a protein of 415 amino acids. NCBI's taxonomy places the organism in Eukaryota, Fungi, Basidiomycota, Agaricomycetes, Boletales, Suillaceae. The record is from RefSeq and is a predicted model, not a curated record. The transcript has 7 exons.